Messenger RNA from Durio zibethinus, 3667 nucleotides. The record is from RefSeq and is a predicted model, not a curated record. NCBI's taxonomy places the organism in Eukaryota, Viridiplantae, Streptophyta, Magnoliopsida, Malvales, Malvaceae.
GAAACUUUAAAUUUUGCAGAAGAUCUUAUCCGAAUGUGUGUGGUCUCAAUUUAAAUUCUUCAGGUGCCAAAGUUGUUGUCUACUGACAUGUUUUCCAAUUUAUGUGGGGUUGAUGCUGGUAAAGUGAUGCAGCCAGUUCUCAUUUAUUCUUGUAAGACACAUGAUACAUACUUAUGUAGUGUAUGCCAUCUUCAUCAUCUCGUUUAUUGUUACAAGAGCUCUCUAUAUCCCGAAUCCAGAAAUUUAUUCCUAAAAAGUGGAAACAAAGUGCCAAACCUAUAGAUAUUCAAUCCAAUCAACCAUUUGUAUCAUAUGAUUACCAAAGGCAUGAGUUGAAAACAUUUACAACCGAUUAUGAAUUCAUGUUAGAAAACUUUCUUACGUCUCUCAAGGAAUUUCUAACCGAAGGACAUCUACUGAAAGCAUUCAAAUCAUUUUCUUUAAUUCAGCUCCAUGUCUCUUCCACUACUUCUUAUGAUGUUAUCUUACAGCCCAUCUCUUCUCUUCUUGUAUCCUGUACCAACCAUAAAUCGCUUCCACCAGGUAAACAGCUUCAUGCCCUAAUUAUCUCCUUGGGUUUGGAGCAACAUCCUCUUCUGGUUCCGAAGCUUAUCACAUUUUACUCAACAUUUAAUCUUUUGGAUGAUGCCCAAGUUGUCACAGAGAAUUGUAAUUUUUUGCACCCAUUACCAUGGAAUUUGCUUAUAUCUUCCUUUGUUAAGAAUGAGUUUUUCGAGGAGGCUCUAUCUGCCUAUAGAAAGAUGGUGAAUAAGGGGAUUAGACCAGAUAGUUUCACCUACCCAUCUGUUUUGAAAGCUUGUGGUGAGAAAUUGGAUAUUGAUUUUGGGAGGAUGGUUCAUAACUCAAUUAAUGGUAGUUGUCAUGACUGGAACUUGUAUGUGCAUAAUGCUUUGAUUUCCAUGUAUGGAAAAUUUGGACAAGUGGAUGUUGCUCGUGACUUAUUUAACAAAAUGGUGGAGAGGGAUGAUGUCUCUUGGAAUACAAUUAUCAGUUGUUAUGCCUCCAAGAGCAUGUGGGGAGAAGCAUUUGAGCUCUUUCAUUGCAUGCGGGCUGAAGGUAUUGAACUGAAUUUUAUAACGUGGAAUACUAUUGCGGGAGGGUGCUUGCGAACAGGGAAUUUUAAGGGUUCACUGGAGUUGCUUUCUCAGAUGAGAAGUAGUGGCAUUCAUUUGGAUCCGGUGGCAAUGAUCAUAGGGUUGGGGGCCUGUUCACAUAUUGGGGCUUUGAAAUUGGGGAAAGAGAUUCAUGGUUCUGCAAUUCGGAGUUGUUGUGAUGCGAUUGAGAAUGUUAGAAAUGCAAUGAUUACAAUGUAUUCUAGAUGCAAAGACCUAAGGCAUGCCUAUAUUUUGUUUAAGUCAGUAGAAGCAAAGACUAUAAUUACUUGGAACUCAAUGCUUUCUGGUUACACCCAUAUGGAUCAAUCUGAAGAAGCAUCGUUCCUAUUUCGGGAGAUGUUACAUUCUGGGGUUGAACCCAAUUAUGUUACAAUUGCCAGUAUCUUGCCUCUUUGUACUAGAGUGGCAAAUCUGCAACAUGGAAAAGAAUUCCACUGCUACAUUACCCGACGCAAAGUUUUUGAGGACUGUUUAUUAUUGUGGAAUGCUCUUGUAGCUUUGUAUGCAAGGUCAGGAAAAGUUCUCGUGGCUAAGCGCAUAUUUGAUUUGAUGAGAAAGAGGGAUGAAGUGACCUAUACUUCUCUAAUUGCCGGAUAUGGAAUGCAGGGAGAGGGACAAGCUGCUAUAAAGCUAUUCAAAGAGAUGAUUAACCUUCAGAUCAAACCAGAUAAUGUAACGAUGGUGGCUGUUCUAUCUGCUUGCAGUCAUUGUGGCCUAGUAAUUGAAGGCCAAAUGUGGUUUGAAAAGAUGCAAAGUUUCUAUGGUAUAAUUCCUGGUUUUGAGCAUUUCUCUUGCAUGAUCGACCUCUAUGGACGGGCUGGUUUGUUGAAUAAAGCGAAGGAAAUCAUCACAAGAAUGCCAUACAAGCCAAGUGCGGCCAUGUGGGCCACUCUCUUGGGAGCCUGUAGGAUCCAUGGAAAUACAGAUAUAGGGGAAUGGGCAGCUGAGAAACUGCUGGAACUCAGACCUGAAAAUUCAGGUUACUAUGUGUUGAUCGCUAACAUGUAUGCUGCUGCUGGUUGUUGGAGCAAGUUAGCGAAAGUCAGGACUUUCAUGAGAGAUUUGGGUGUAAAGAAGUCUCCUGGUUGUGCUUGGGUUGAUGUGGGAUCUGUAUUUUCUCCAUUUGUUGUGGGGGACACAUCAAAUCCUUAUACACAGGAGAUUUACGAAGUAUUGGAUGGACUGACUGAGCUCAUGAGGGAUGGUGGUUAUGUUACUUGGGACAAGUUUGGUUUGGAUAGUGAAGUUCUUGAAGAAAUUGAAUGAAAAUAGGUAUUUGCUACCAGAGUACAAAUCUGUGUGGUUCUCAAAAUUUUGUUUACUUGGAGCAUGAUGGAACUAUUGUAACAAAUUUCCAUCUGUUCUCAGUUUUGGUUACUCAAAUUUGGUGCAGAUAUAAGCUGAUUAUUCUUAGUCUUCAACUAUUUUUCAGCAAUCAAAGGUUUUGUGUAAGCUAUUGCCAUACUUCAACUGCUAUAAGUUAACAUGUUGAGUCGAUGACAAUUAUUUGCAAUGUACCUUUUGAAACAUAAAUGUCUUUGGACAUCCCAUCUCGCUCACUAGAAACAAAAUACAUGCUGCAAACUUAGGCGUUUGGGCUUUUUAUUAUUCCUCUAUUUUGAAUAGUGGCAAUGUUUCAAGUAUUUAGGAAGGAAACGGCUAGAUAUCUUAGUUCCCUUUCUCCGUAUAAAUUGAAGACCGCAUCAUUUGAUAGGGAAAACAUGAAUCCAACAACACCACCAGUCCAAUGACAUAUGGUUCACAGCAGAGUUUAGAAAUUACCAGCUUGGAAAAGCGAAGGUGAUCUUCUGAGGGUGCUUAGAAGGUUUACAAGGUAAUUCUUUUGUGUUAUUCUUGAGAUUCAGCUGGAAAGGAUGCACCGAGCAGUGAAGCCGUUGAGGUGUCUCUACAGCAGCCUGUUGCUGCUAUGAGCAUGUACUAUAGGAUUGUAAGUGAGUUUGUUAGGAAUUGACUUCUAUUUGUUCAUUUGCUGGAUUUACAAAGGGACGUCCAAAAGCUUGAAAUCCUUAGAAUGAAGGAUGAGAGCUCUAUUCAGUUUUUGCAGAGCAAGAUCUGGAAGCAAUGUGGCUUAAAGUUGCUUAUCAUGUCUACUGCAUCUGGCGAUACCAGGUUUAAGAAUGUUAGAAGAAUGAAGGGUGAUUUUCAUACCAAAGCUGCCUCCCCAGGUUUGAUUGCAGGUUCAACAACAUCUCUUCCAUAACUGUUCACAAGAAAAUAAUUAGUCUCGAUUUUUCUUUGGAUUGAAACUCGAUCAAGAAUGAAAAUAAGAAUAUGGAGAAACAUGGUUGUUGGGUUGAGAGAAAAUGUUUAAAGACACAAUGAGUAAUAUAUCAGGUAUCAACAUGAAAGACAUCAGUUAUCACUUACAUUAUUUGCCUUUUGCCUUCCAACAUUUCUAGCCGAUAAAAGCUGCAACCUUUGCUAAAAGGAAAAGCUUUUCCUUUCCAUUCUGUUAGAUGGUAAUAAAAUUUAAGGAAAAUAAAAAGUUCAGGGAAAGGAAAAAUAAAAUU